This is a messenger RNA of Fusarium musae, 1095 nucleotides long. RefSeq lists its product as uncharacterized. The record is from RefSeq and is a predicted model, not a curated record. NCBI's taxonomy places the organism in Eukaryota, Fungi, Ascomycota, Sordariomycetes, Hypocreales, Nectriaceae. The coding region runs from base 1 to 1095 and encodes 364 amino acids. Gene Ontology annotation, biological process: positive regulation of Ras protein signal transduction; protein phosphorylation. Gene Ontology annotation, molecular function: protein serine/threonine kinase activity. The transcript has a single exon.
AUGCCACAAACCAUAAGGUCUAUAUUCGGCAAGCCAGGUCGAAUUGUCAAGCCUCUAAAGCAAUCACCGCCUUCUCGUCAACGUUCUGACUCAACUCCGCGAAGAGCGACCUCCAAGUCCAAGCAUCAAGACAAUGAUCUAUUCUAUGACAAACUCGACGACAUCGGCCUAACCAAGGCUUUGGAGCAAGAACUUACAUUACGAGAUGUCGUCCAAGCGAUGCGGUACAUCCGUGCUCGGAUGUUCAGUCCCGUGCCUCAAGCAGGUUUCAACUCAACACGAACUGCUGAGAUUCUCAACUACCGCGCGACAACGGCACCUCUAGUUACCGUAGGCCAUCUCAAUGCUAUUCUUAGUUCACCAGGGAAAGUUGAACGGGAACUUGCAGAAUUAGCGAUGAAUGGCGUAGUGCGCAGAGUCAGAGUUGAGAGACGCGGAGGAGGAGGAGAAGCCUUGAUAGAGAUGAUGGACUACAAUGAGAUGCUAGACAAAGCGCCACUACAUGAAGUGACGAGGAAAUCAUUCAAAGCCUUUCUGAAAGAGAACCCAACUACGCAGAUACUGUAUAAGGGUGCACUGGAGAACACACAGGCCGACGAGCUUAUUCGUGCAGGCUUUCUGACAAGCUCAACGCCCUCAGCACCAGAAAGUACUCUCGAUAUUCGGCCAGAAAACCGAACGACGCUGACAUCCAUUCACCAUGUCUCACGGUUUGCUUCAGGCACAGCUUCUGCUGUGGGCGGCCACAAUGCUAUUCAUCUUGCUGGUGGCGGUGGAGGCGCCCCAACACUUACACGCUUAACCUCAACACCAUCUGGCCUCCGAAUAUCAGUCCCAGGUCAUGGCCGGCAUCUGAAGCUGGCGACCGCUACCGUGGACUGGGUUCGAGACUCCCUACGGCGAACGCGUUGGGGAGAAGGGCCAGAGAGCUGGUUAAAAGAACGCUUUGAAGGUGGUGGGCUUUAUGGACCGCGGUGGAAGGAUUUCUGGGGAGUUGAAUGGUACUGGGUCUUAGGAGAAGCCGUAGGGCUGGGCGUCGUGGAAGUUUUUGAAACGGGAAGCGUAGGAAGAGGAUUGAGAGCAUUGGGAGGUUGA